This is a messenger RNA of Camelina sativa (false flax), 675 nucleotides long. The record is from RefSeq and is a predicted model, not a curated record. Lineage: Eukaryota; Viridiplantae; Streptophyta; Magnoliopsida; Brassicales; Brassicaceae.
AUGUCAGGUUCGGUUUCGAAGAUGCAAGAGAAGUUCACUUGGGUUUUUGAAAAUUUCUCAUCUUUGCAAGAUGCAAAGCCAGAGUACCGCUACUCUCCCACCUUCACGGUCGGCGGCUGCAAUUGGCGUCUUUGUGCUCAUCCUGGAGGAGUUAUGAAAGAUGGUUCUUAUGUUGACUGCUUGUCCGUGUAUCUUUAUCAUGCGCCUGGAUCUCCCUUACCAGGAAAGGGAAGAGAAGUGAAGUAUCGCAUCACUCUUGUCAAUGUUAACCCUCAAUAUAACAAAGUAAUAGGAGAGGAAUGCUUUAUGGAUAGCAAGAGUAUCAGCAGAUUUGUAGACUUCUUGCCCCUUGACAAACUUCGUAAUAAAUUGGAAGGAUUUUUGGUGCAUGACAGGCUCACUAUCGUCGCUGAAGUAGACGUUCUACCAGGCAAUGUUGUACCAUUAGAACCUGUGAAGAUGAUUGCAUCUCUGAAUAGCAAAGAAGCUUCUGUCAAGGGGGACUGUCCUUCUCAUCAAGUAGCGCAAGAAAUAACAUCUCAAGAGAAGUUAAAUAAUGAUGCCGGUUCGGAUGAAUUGCGGAUCUACAGCAUGAUUAGGUGGGGCAUGUGCCCCAUGCUAAUUCUUAUAGUUUCGUUUGUAUUAGUGUACUGUUUGGAUCUCUUAGCUCUAUAG